Rosa chinensis is the source of this 901-nucleotide messenger RNA. RefSeq lists its product as uncharacterized. The coding region runs from base 387 to 734 and encodes 115 amino acids. NCBI's taxonomy places the organism in Eukaryota, Viridiplantae, Streptophyta, Magnoliopsida, Rosales, Rosaceae. The transcript is spliced from 3 exons. The record is from RefSeq and is a predicted model, not a curated record.
UGCCUUCAGACCAUAUUUUUCAUUGCAAGCUCAAUGCUACUUGCCCACAGUUGAUUUGCCUAUAUGACCAUAUAUAAGGCAUCUGAGGUUUUAAUUUAGAAUCUAUAUUUUCUAUCAUGCAUAUGUAAUUGAUUAAUUAUUGGAUAUAUUGGAGCUUCUGAGAUGAUUUGAAUCGAUUAUUCUACUGUUUGUUCUUGAUGAUGGCAUAUAUAUCAUGAACUGUUUUCAAUGUGGUGUGAUCAUCAAGUUAUAAUUUUUGUUAUUGGAGUUGUUAACGUUAAUUCCUUUCCAUUCAUGAGAUAUUGACUACACUCUGUGAUACAUGUAUGAAGCUCAUUUGUCAAGUGAGUUUUUGAUUUCGAUAUUUGCUUUUAUAAUUUAGAUCAAUGAUCUUACAAGUCGAUAACAAAAUCCAUUUGAAAACAGUGAUGUCAAUAGAGUGUGGAAAAAAGAGCAAAUUUUUAGGAGGCAAUAAUAGAGACAGUCAAAAGAGAGGACAAAGAAUGCUUAAUGAUCAGAAUAUGACUAUUCCUAACAUGACCAUGGAUUGUAGAAGAAAAUCAAAAAGGUGGAGAGAAGCAUCUGAGCCAGUGUUAAUAAAAAAGAAUCAGACGUUCGAGAGUAAUAAUGAAAAUGACAAUGCAUCUAACUAUUGUGAUGAGGGAAGUAGAAACGAUCGACAAAAUUCUGACGUGAUUGUAAAUGAAAGGUUCUGGACUGGCUUUUUUGGCUGAGGUGUCUUUGGUUGCAAACCACUCGCUUCAACUUUAAAGGCUUGACACCAUGGUUGCACAGACUAAGUUCCUGGAAUAGUGGGAAGACAAGAGUUUGUAUCAAUAUGUUGGCUAUUGAAACCAAGUUCCUGCACAAACUCUAUAUGUGGCAUGUUUUACGUAGUUGU